AUGUCGGGUCAGCUAGUAAUUACACAAAAAUUACGAAAUGAUGGGAAAAUAAACGAUGAUAUUUAUUUGAAUAUAACUCAAUUGAUAACAAAAUAUAAAUAUUGCGUGGAAGUGUAUGAGGUUAUCACGCCAGAUGGAUAUAUAAUAAAAAUAUUCAGGAUACCAGGAAAUGGUGCUAUUGUCUUCCUUAUGCAUGGUAUAAUAAGUAGUGCAGAUGACUGGAUAUCCGGUGGAGUGGAAAGCGGACUGGCGUAUCUUCUAGCACAGCUGGGCUAUGAUGUAUGGAUGGGUAAUGCAAGAGGAAAUAAGCAUUCAAGAUCUAACAUUUAUAUGGACCCAUCAGAAAAGAAAUUCUGGGAUUUUAGUUUCCAUGAAAUAGGUAUGAUAGAUGUACCAACAAUGAUUGAUUUUGUACUGGAAAAAACGAACAAAUCUUCAUUAAUAUACAUCGGCCACUCACAAGGCACCACAGCUUUCUUUAUUAUGUGUUCUUUAAGGCCCGAGUAUAAUAAAAAAAUAACCUUAAUGAUAUCAUUGUCACCUAUCGCAUGGUUAUCACACAUGAAAAGUCCCGUUAAAACUUUAAAGCUAUUUUAUGGGGAAUUAGUAUUUCUGGCAUCAUCUUUAGGAGUUGUUGAAUUGCCCGUGAUUUACAAUCAUUUUCCAUCGGGUUCAUCAUUUAAGCAAAUACAGCAUUUUGCACAAUUAGUGUUAUCUGGUGAUUUUAGACAAUUUGAUUAUAAAGUGAAAAAUAUUGAAAAAUAUGGAUCAUUAACACCUCCGUCUUAUCCUGUAGAAAAAAUAACAGCACCAGUUGCAAUAUUCUAUGGGGAAGGCGAUUGGCUCUCUGACGUCAGUGAUGCCCAAAUUUUAAAAUCUCGCUUACCGAAUUUAGUUGAAUUUUACCGAGUAGAGGAUGACCACUUUUCUCACUUUGAUUUUAUUUAUGCUGCUGAUACGAAAAAUUUAUUAUUAGCAAAUAUUUUAAGAUUAAUAAAAAAGAUUCACUGAUAUAUUCAGAUUUAAUGUUUUAAUGUUAAUGUUU
Molecule: messenger RNA, 1045 nt
Organism: Pieris napi
Lineage: Eukaryota; Metazoa; Arthropoda; Insecta; Lepidoptera; Pieridae
Product: lipase 1-like
Exons: 3
Coding region: 1-1011 (336 amino acids)
Source: RefSeq, a predicted model, not a curated record